AUGGUUUACCUGGCUCACACAGCUCACUGGCAGUUCCUGGGCCUGAUGGCCGGGGUCAUGGCCUGGAUCCUCAUCAUGACCACAACCGGCCUCAACGAGUGGCGGCUGUGGUACGUGGCCGAUGAGUCCGUCAUCACCUCGGGCGUGGCCUGGGUGGGCAUCUGGAGGGCGUGUUUCUACAGUCAUGUCCUUCCCAGGAUAGAGAACUGUCAGAGCAUCGGCAUCUCGGACCACUUUGCUCCUGCAGAGAUCCCUGUGGCUCAGGUGCUGAUGGUGCUGGCGCUGAUCUGCGGCCUGGUGGGGAACAUCACCGCUGCAGUGGCAGUGAGGAUGGCCUACUUCUCUAUAGAGAAUCGUAGGAACAUAAGGCUGGUCUUUGUGCUGGCAGGGACCAUGUAUGUGCUGACUGGGACGUUGUCAUUGGUGCCGUUGAUGUGGAACAUGAGCUCUGUGCUUCAAAACAGCACCAUAGGCUUUCCUCCUGAGUUCCACCUCCCCGCAGCGCCUGUCAGGCAGCAAGUCGGCUCGGCCAUCGGAGUGGGCAUCUUCGCCUCCAUCCUGAUGCUCGUAAGCGGGGCACUUCUCCUCUGCUACCGCUACGCCUGGGCGGCCCUCAGCACAAAGGCCCCCAGAGACACCCGGGAUCCGCUCCAAGGUCCCUGGACAGAAACAACCCUAGCGCAGAAGUCUGAAUUCCCAGAGGGAACCAACCAAGGCAGGGAUAAUCCUGGAUUUCACAGUGAAGAAAUCUCAUGA
Molecule: messenger RNA, 756 nt
Organism: Perca flavescens (yellow perch)
Lineage: Eukaryota; Metazoa; Chordata; Actinopteri; Perciformes; Percidae
Gene: cldn34a
Product: claudin 34a
Exons: 1
Coding region: 1-756 (251 amino acids)
Cellular component (GO): bicellular tight junction; membrane
Molecular function (GO): structural molecule activity
Source: RefSeq, a predicted model, not a curated record